UCGUAAACCAAUUCAAUGCUGUUGAUAACCCCCCAGAACUCCAAGAGCAACGUUUUUCAGCAUCCAUCCCCGGCUUUUUCAAAAUGGCGAAUGCUCUUACUGCAAUUUACAAAUGGGGUGUCCCCGUAGCCAUCGGGGCGUCCUUCGUCCAGGCAUCUCUGUACGAUGUCAAGGGAGGAACCCGGGCAGUCAUCUUCGACAGGCUCACGGGAGUGCAGGAAAAGGUUGUCAAUGAGGGCACUCACUUCCUCAUCCCCUGGUUGCAGAAGAGCAUUAUCUACGAUGUCAGAACGAAACCUAGGAAUAUCUCAACGACCACCGGAAGUAAGGACUUGCAGAUGGUCAGCUUGACCCUACGAGUCUUGCAUCGCCCCGAGGUGCAGCAAUUGCCAAAGAUCUAUCAGUCCCUCGGCCAAGACUACGAUGAAAGAGUUCUCCCCUCCAUCGGCAACGAAGUCCUAAAGUCCAUCGUCGCCCAAUUCGAUGCUGCGGAACUUAUCACCCAGCGUGAAGCCGUCUCCAACAGAAUCCGCAACGACCUUAUGCGCCGCGCCAUGGAGUUUAACAUUGCUCUCGAAGACGUCUCCAUAACUCACAUGACUUUCGGUCGCGAAUUCACCCGUGCCGUCGAGCAGAAGCAGAUCGCCCAACAGGACGCCGAGCGGGCGAGAUUCAUUGUCGAGAAGGCCGAGCAGGAACGACAGGCCAAUGUCAUCCGUGCGGAGGGAGAGGCCGAGAGUGCUGAGAUCAUUAGCAAGGCUGUUAUGAAGGCUGGUGAUGGCUUGAUUCAGAUCCGAAGAAUCGAUGCUAGCCGGGAGAUUGCACAGACGCUUGCCACAAAUCCCAACGUUACAUAUCUUCCGGGUGGUGGUGAGGGGAAGGAGGGCGGCAAGAGCACUGGCCUCCUGCUUGGGUUGAGAAGCUAAAGAGGAGUGACGAGGGUUGAUAGAUAGUAAAAGCACUCGUGCAUUUAAGGCGGAUGCGAUGAAAUCGUUCUUCUAUUAUUGAACAAACAAGCAUGUAACAAGAUUCUAAUUUCCUUUUUGUAACUUCACUAUCAUUUCUCAAUAUAUUGAUCGUUUCUCCGCUUCUUAGCAUCUCACUGGCGCGUUGACGACUCAAUGCUUUUCUGAUGUCAAAUAUACAGAUGGCAACAGCUCUGAUGUAUUCACUGGACAUAUUAUUGUGGAGGCAUCACUUUCUUCUCUAACUGUUCUGUACAAGUAAAACGACGUCUGUCCAUUUCCUCUGUAUAUUCCUAGCCUGACUCUACUAGCAUCAGAUAAGGAGAUGAAGGUCCUAGGCGGUGCAUAAAUGUAAGUAGACGACACAUAAAAAUCCAUGGCAAACAGUCGAGGUAUACAGAUGAACAAUUGUACAUGUACACAAUGUACGUUUCAACGCUUCGCUUGAAAAACAGGUGAAGUGAACAACAGAAACAAAAAAAAAAAAAAAAAAAAAAAACAAAAAGGAAAA
Messenger RNA from Blastomyces dermatitidis ER-3, 1476 nucleotides. RefSeq names its product prohibitin-1. The record is from RefSeq and is a predicted model, not a curated record. Gene Ontology annotation, cellular component: mitochondrion; membrane. Gene Ontology annotation, biological process: mitochondrion organization. The coding region runs from base 84 to 926 and encodes 280 amino acids. The transcript has 2 exons. Lineage: Eukaryota; Fungi; Ascomycota; Eurotiomycetes; Onygenales; Ajellomycetaceae.